AUGCAUGUUGACUUUACACAAUAUAUACUUACAAAUCCUUCAAUUUAUUCAAUCUCAAACUAACCUACCGUUUCCUCAAUCACUUAUACGCGCAUAUUUGUAUAUAUAUAUACACACACACACAGACAUGAACCAAUCCCAUUAAACACAUUCAAGACAAUGGCUUCUAAGUUCCUUAUCUCUUCUUUCACCAUACUUGUGGUUCUCACAUUACUUUCAUUCUUGUCUUGUGUGUCUUGUGCUGAUGUUCGUCCGGGCAAUCCUAUAUCGUCCGGGACCAUUUGCCAGUCCACUCCUUAUCCUGCCUUCUGCAAAUCUAUGCUCCCCAACAAUAACUCCGCCAAUGUUUAUGACUAUGGCCGGUUUUCUGUCCGGAAGUCCAUAUCAUCUGCUCGAUUUUUUUUGUCACUAAUCGAAAGGAUUCUUAGCCGUCCCUCUUCUUUGACAAAUGGUGUCAUUCAAGCUCUCAACGAUUGCCAAUUUCUAGCUGCCCUUAACAUCGAUUUUCUGUUAAGUUCCUUUCAAACUGUGGAUACUACUUCCACAAUUCUCCCUCCCUUGAAAGCCGACGAUGUCCAAACUCUGCUUAGUGCUAUUUUAACCAACUCACAGACUUGUUUGGAUGGCCUUCAAGCUACAGCCUCGGCUUGGAGUGUCAAGAGCGGUCUUUCCAUGCCACUUGCUAAUGACACAAAGCUGAAUAGUGUUUCUUUAGCUCUCUUCACCAAAGGGUGGGUUCCCAAGAAUAAAAAGGGGAUGACAUGGAAGCCUAAUAAGAAGCAAUUAGCAUUGACGUCAAAUGGUGGCUUUUCUUUUAAAAUGUCUAGCCGACACCAGGCCAUAUUCGAGGCUGUGGGCCGAAGGAAACUUCUUCCGACAGUUGGUGAUCAGGUUCUGGUGAGUGACAUCGUGACCGUGAGCCAAGAUGGAAGUGGAAAUUUCACCACCAUCAAUGAUGCAGUGGCUGCAGCUCCAAACAACACUGAUGGAACCAAUGGCUACUUUUUGGUGUAUAUAACAGCCGGUGUCUAUGAAGAAUACGUGUCCAUUGCUAAGAAGAAGAAGUAUUUGAUGCUGAUCGGUGACGGGAUCAAUCAGACGGUGAUCACUGGCAAUCGUAGUGUUGUUGAUGGGUGGACUACAUUCAAUUCUGCAACAUUUGUUGUAACCGCACCAGGAUUUGUGGCAGUGGACAUAACAUUCCGAAACACAGCUGGGGGAAUCAAGCACCAGGCGGUUGCUGUAAGAAAUGGGGCGGAUUUGUCUACAUUUUAUAGGUGCAGUUUUGAAGCGUACCAAGAUACAUUAUAUGUACAUUCACUUAGACAAUUUUAUAGAGAAUGCGACAUAUAUGGGAGUGUAGAUUAUAUAUUUGGUAACGCUGCUGUUGUGUUCCAAAAUUGCAACUUGUAUCCCCGGCUGCCACUUUCUGGACAGUUCAAUGCCAUCACUGCCCAAGGCAGAACAGACCCGAACCAGAACACCGGCAUUUCAAUACAAAAUUGCACCAUCAAAGCAGCCGACGAUUUGGCUUCAAGCAACAGCACUACCCAGACGUAUCUAGGAAGGCCGUGGAAGGAAUAUUCAAGGACUAUUUAUUUGCAAUCUUUCAUGGACAGCGUGAUAAAUCCUGUGGGUUGGCACGAAUGGUCAGGUGAUUUUGCACUAAACACCUCAUACUAUGCCGAGUACGGUAACACGGGGCCUGGAUCAGACACUAGUGGUAGAGUGACAUGGUCUGGUUUCCACAUUAUUAAUAAUGUGGAGGACGUUGUUGAUUUCACCGUGACUAACUUUAUAGUUGGGGAUAGUUGGUUACCUCAGACCGGAGUACCUUACAGCACUGGUGGAGUAUAAUGAGCAGCAGCGCCACGCCACCACAUUGUGUUGAAAUUAUCAUUUCAUCCAUGUUAUUGAUUCUUGUAGUUGUUUUAGUGAAUUAAAUAAGCAUGUAAAGCCCAAGCUGCACCAAAAGUUAACUAGCUUAUUUCAUCCUUGUGCUCAAGAACACCCGUUCCAACUUUAUCUUAAUAAAAAUCUCUCUAGCAAAUCAUG
Messenger RNA from Cornus florida, 2055 nucleotides. RefSeq names its product probable pectinesterase/pectinesterase inhibitor 7. Gene Ontology annotation, molecular function: pectinesterase inhibitor activity; pectinesterase activity. The transcript has 2 exons. Gene Ontology annotation, biological process: cell wall modification. Lineage: Eukaryota; Viridiplantae; Streptophyta; Magnoliopsida; Cornales; Cornaceae. The coding region runs from base 160 to 1857 and encodes 565 amino acids. The record is from RefSeq and is a predicted model, not a curated record.